Molecule: messenger RNA, 339 nt
Organism: Penaeus chinensis
Lineage: Eukaryota; Metazoa; Arthropoda; Malacostraca; Decapoda; Penaeidae
Product: glycine-rich cell wall structural protein-like
Exons: 3
Coding region: 16-261 (81 amino acids)
Source: RefSeq, a predicted model, not a curated record
GCACUGUUCACCGUCAUGGUCCUGGCCCUCGUGGUCGCCUUCGCCGCCGCCGGUCACUUCGGCGGAGGUGGAUUUGGUGGACGCGGAGGUGGAUUUGGUGGACACUCUGGUGGAUUUGGCGGUGGAAAAUCUGGUGGUUUUGGCGGCGGAGGAUUCAGAGGCGGAUUUGGAGGUGGACACAGAGGCUUCGGUGGAAGUUCCGGAGGAUUCGGAGGCGGACACGGAGGGUUCGGCCGUGGAUUUGGAGGAUAUGGAGGGUAAUCCAUGACUUCGCACCACCAUCUUGGCCUCAGAAGAUGGCUUUUUGUAUUUCGAGAAUAAGAUUAACAUAAAAUUAAA